Trichomonas vaginalis G3 is the source of this 1362-nucleotide messenger RNA. RefSeq names its product spectrin binding. The transcript has a single exon. The record is from RefSeq and is a predicted model, not a curated record. Bases 1 to 1362 code for a protein of 453 amino acids. Gene Ontology annotation, molecular function: protein binding. Lineage: Eukaryota; Parabasalia; Trichomonadida; Trichomonadidae.
AUGUCCAAGGGAACAGCAAACCAAACUCAUUAUGACAAAUUGAUGGGGAUUUUUACAGGAUAUAAUGAUGUCUGCAAUGCUUUGUACAGGCUGAAAACAAAUGACGAAGAAAAAUUAAACGCAAUUUACAAAAAAAUCGAACAAAACCUGAUUGACUCUUAUCGAAUUCCGCCUGGUGAAAUUAUCGAUAAAAUAUCCAAACUUUCAAUUUAUAACAACCGCUACAUGAAAUCAUAUUUAGCGAUUGCCAAACAAAUUGUUGACGAACACCAUCUAAAUCAGGUCAACGAAAUCGACGACGUUUUUAAUUACCUUUUCUGCAAAGAAUACAAUAUUGUAUUGAAUGAAAACAGGCAAAAUCGUUUUAACAAUUUUGAAUAUUCUCAUUAUUCAUCUGAUAUUCACGAACAAAAAACAAUUUACAGAUCUAUUAUGGAUGAUGACAAAAUAGCAUUUAUAAAUUUUACAGAAGGAGAAGGAUUUGAUAAAAAUCAAAAAUUAAAAAGUAAUUUAUAUCCAUAUUCAUUUGAUGGUAAUUCAUUACUCGAAUUAUGUUGUUAUCAUGGAUCUGUUGAUUGUUUUAAGAUCUUAAGAACGAAAUUUCAAUCUGAAAUCACUCCAAAUUGUCUUAGAUAUUCGUUUUUGAGCGGAAAUCCAGACAUUAUGAAUGAAUGCUUGAAAGUACAAACGCCAGAUCAUAUAUGCAUGGAAUAUGCAAUAAUAUCACAUAAUAUCGAUUUUGUCACAUUUUUGAUGAAUGAACACAACAUAGCAAUUGAUUUAGAAUUGUGCAAUGAAUACAAUAAUCUCCAAUCAUUUUUAGUUUAUUUGGACCAAACAAAGGAUAUCAACACAUGUUUUGCUUAUUCUCCGAAUUUCCAUCUUUCCUCACUUUUAGAAUAUCUUAUUUCUAAAGGUGCAGAUAUCAAUGCUAAAACCGAAAAUGGAUCUACUCCUCUUCAUUAUGCAGCCAAGGAAAAAUGCAAAGAAGCUGCAGAAAUUCUUAUUUCAAAUGGCGCAGAUAUCAAUGCUAAAGACAAAGAUGGAUGGACCCCUCUUCAUUAUCCAGCCAGAUAUAAUAACAAAGAAACUGCAGAAAUUCUUAUUUCAAAUGGCGCAGAUAUCAAUGCUAAAACCGAAAAUGGAUCUACUCCUCUUCAUUAUGCAGCCAAGGGAAAAUGCAAAGAAACUGUAGAAAUUCUUAUUUCAAAUGGCGCAGAUAUCAAUGCUAAAACCGAAAAUGGAUCUACUCCUCUUCAUUAUGCAGCCAAGGGAAAAUGCAAAGAAACUGUAGAAAUUCUUAUUCCAAAUGGCGCAGAUAUCAAUGCUAAAACCGACAAGAUUUUUUUGCCAAUCACUUGA